GGGAUCUCCCUAAAUGCCUCCUGAUCAGCCACUGGUUCAGUAGUGACAGCCACAGCAUAGGUCUAGGCUAGAGACCAUAGUUGACAGGGUCCUUGUCAGAAUUCUGUGGGUUCUUAGAUUGUGUCUAUAGGUUUGUCAGUCAGGGGUUAGGGUCUACGUGGUGAGGAGUGGAAUCAUCCUGAUUGUGCACCCUAUCACCAUGGUUGAGACCCGUACUGGGCUAGAGACUAACCCCUAUAGCAAGGAGCAGCAAGAAAAGAUGGCCGCCUUAGUCAGAGAGAACAAGGAGAGAAAAGAGCGCGAGAAGCAGGCGAAGCUAAAGGCUAUCGCCGAUGAGCAGGCGGUGAAGAUGAAGAGGUUGGAGGAGGAGAUGAAGAGGGUACAACAGGAGGAGGAAGAAAGAAGGAAGGCUGCUGAAGCAGAAGCGGCAGCAGAAGAAGAGAAAGAGAGAAUGAGAAUUGAGAGUGGAGAAGGGAGCAGUGGUGGCACGAUGAAGUGGGAGACAGAUACUGAGAUGGAGAAGAAGAUCAGCGAGUGGGUCGCUAAUUUAUCGUUGGGGGAAGACGAGGAGAGGGAGUCCUAUGUGACUAAGGAUGAGAAGGCUGCGCUGGCCGCUAAGCUAGCAGCCAUGACAGACCCAAUGGAACGAAGAGAGAGGGAAGACGAGCGAAAGUUAGCAUGGAAGCUGAGAAUGAAGAGGGAGAAGAAGAGGAGGAGAGACGAAGUGAAUAAGAUGACCGCAGUAGUGGUAAAGGUGCAGGAUUGUAGAGCGGAGGUGCUGGCCCAGCCAGAUGAUAAGGCCAAGUGGGAUAAAGUACUGGGCUAUCUAGAGGUGUUGAGCAAGGCCUGGAUGGAGGAGCGCCAGGCCAGCUGGAGCCAAGACGUCGCAUUGAGUGCCAUGCGGUCCGGUUUCAGGGAUUUUGCGCGCGAAAUCGUCACCCACAUUGGGGGCGAAGUCAAACAGUUGAGGGACAAUGUAGGGAAGUUUUGUGAGGGCGCCAUUCAGGGUGCCAAAGCUGCAGCCGCUGUAGAAGGAGAGGCCAGACCCCGUAAGGACCCAGUGAAACUUAAGUUCCCAGACGCGUACGGGGGACAGAAGGACGAGAACUUUGACAACCGGGAGGCCAGUGUCAAUAGUUAUAUUUAUUUACAGCAUAUCCUGAUAGAGGAGCAAGUCCUCGUGGCCUUCCAGGCCCUGAAGGACGAAGCGGCUAGCUUCGCCAGGUCUCUCGCGCGUACAGCCGGUUGAGAGAACAACCUGGUUGCAUAUUCCAAAGUCACCCCUCUUUCCCAAUUCCUCAAGCUCCUCAAGGAGCGGUUCGCUGACCCAACGCA
This is a messenger RNA of Chara braunii, 1335 nucleotides long. The record is from the annotation of a GenBank genome assembly. Lineage: Eukaryota; Viridiplantae; Streptophyta; Charophyceae; Charales; Characeae.